AUGCAAAGAAAUUCCGAAGUAAGCAAUUCCCGUGUUUUGGAUAACUUACGCAAUAAUCCCUCACUGGCGGGAAUUUUCGAUAAUAAAGCAUUGGUCGAAAGACUUAGUAGACCUUCGGUACUUAAUGCUGCUCAACGUGCUGGAACUGCCACACGAGGAAAUUUUAUCACAACAUAUCCACGUUUAGCUGCUGCUCGAACACGUAACGCACCACCAUUAAAACCAAUUGAUUAUAAAGUUAAACAGAUUGUGGAGGAACGACCAAUCCCACCGCCUCUUUUCAUCCCGAGAGGAAGACAUACCCGUAUUCGAUUUACAGGUGCCACUGAAAAGGAAAUUCCCGGAGCAGGGGGGCGUUUUGUGAUUCCAUCACUAGAUCCAACAUUACCUGCUCUUAAUACUGCCAUAUAUACGCAAGGAAAGCAGAGAGAUGAAUACAACUCAGUCAUGAAGUUACCUAAUGAAUGGAGAGGCGGUGACACCUUUGGAAUGCAUACAAAAACUCGAAGUGAACGCUUAAUCGGAGGAAAUGGAGUAGUUGAUACACCUGCGCUUGGCAAAUAUGCAAACAUUGGAUAA
Thelazia callipaeda (thelaziosis nematode) is the source of this 579-nucleotide messenger RNA. NCBI's taxonomy places the organism in Eukaryota, Metazoa, Nematoda, Chromadorea, Rhabditida, Thelaziidae. The record is from the annotation of a GenBank genome assembly.